CUGAGCCCGGCCCGCCGGCGCGCCCCGUCCGGGAUGGGGCGCCUGGACGCCUGAGUCGCCGUUCGGCGCGACCUUCGCGCGGGGGAAGCAGUCGGCGCCGCGCGGCCGCGCUAGAAUGGAGGGACCCGGCGGCAGCGAUCCCAGCGGCGACGGGGCUGGGGACGGUGCCCACCCGGACCCCCGGGUCCCCGGCGCCGCUGCGGCCAGCUCUGGCCCGUGCGCGGCCGCCCGGGAGUCCGAGCGCCAGCUGCGCCUCCGCCUCUGCGUCCUCAACGAGAUCUUGGGCACCGAGAGGGACUACGUGGGCACCUUGCGCUUCUUGCAGUCGGCAUUCCUGCAUCGCAUCCGGCAGAACGUGGCGGACUCCGUGGAGAAGGGCCUCACGGAAGAGAACGUCAAGAUCCUGUUCUCGAACAUCGAAGACAUCUUGGAAGUCCACAAGGAUUUCUUGGCUGCCUUGGAGUAUUGUUUACAUCCCGAGCCUCAGUCUCAGCAUGAACUUGGGAACGUGUUUUUAAAAUUCAAGGACAAGUUCUGCGUGUACGAGGAAUAUUGCAGCAACCACGAGAAGGCCCUGCGGCUGCUUGUGGAGCUCAACAAGAUCCCCACUGUCCGCGCCUUCCUCUUGAGUUGCAUGCUUCUGGGAGGCCGGAAGACCACAGACAUCCCUCUGGAGGGCUACCUGCUGUCUCCAAUUCAGAGGAUUUGCAAGUACCCCCUUCUCCUCAAGGAGCUCGCCAAGAGGACCCCCGGCAAGCACCCCGACCACCCCGCGGUCCAGAGCGCCCUGCAGGCCAUGAAGACCGUCUGCUCUAACAUCAACGAGACCAAGCGGCAGAUGGAAAAGCUGGAGGCCUUGGAGCAGCUGCAGUCCCACAUCGAAGGCUGGGAGGUGCGUCUGGGGCAGGUGGCCUCCUGGGCUCCAGCGGGGCCCGAGGCGGCGGCCGGGGGGCGGGGUGCGCACAGCUGCGGGUAUAGACGGCGGGUGGACACCACGUUCAGCCUGGAGGGCGCGUGUUGUUGGGCUUACACGGUGUUUGUUGAAAAGAAAAACAAAAUUGUGUGCCCACGUGCGUGUCCCAGGCUCCUGGGCUGGGCCCACAAGUUGGAGGGGCUGGUUUCGGCCUCUUUCUGGUGGGCACGUGUAAACAGGUGCAGCUGCCAGUUGGGGUUCCGUCCCCUGGGUGUCUGGGGUUUCUGGAAUCCAUUCGACACAAGCUUCUUUAGCACCCAGGGCUUUACCGCAGAGGGUCCGAGCACCGGGGCUGUGGGGAGGGCCCUUCUGCCGACUCCUCUCAGCCCGUCCUUGCUCUGCCCUCUCCUUCCAGAUGGGAAAAACCAGCUGCUCCUGGCCUUGCUGAAAUGCACAGACACGGAUUUGCAGCUGCGCAGGGACGCCGUCUUCUGCCAGGCCCUGGUGGCCGCCGUGUGCACCUUCUCUGAGCAGCUGCUGGCGGCCCUCAGCUACCGCUACAACAACAACGGCGAGUACGAGGAGAGCAGCCGGGACGCCAGCCGCAAGUGGCUGGAGCAGGUGGCGGCCACCGGAGCCCUGCUGCACUGCCAGUCCCUGCUGUCGCCGGCUGCCGCGAAGGAGGAACGGACCAUGCUGGAGGACAUCUGGGUGACCCUGUCAGAGCUGGACAAUGUCACCUUUUCCUUUAAACAGAUGGAUGAGAACUACGUGGCCAACACCAACGUCUUCCACCACAUCGAGGGCAGCCGGCAGGCGCUGAAGGUCGUCUUCUUCCUCGACAGCUACCAUUUCUCCAAGCUGCCCUCCCGCUUGGAAGGCGGAGGCAGCCUGAGGCUGCACACCGUGCUGUUCACGAAGGCUCUGGAGAAUGUGGAGGGGCCACCCCCUCCAGGCAGCCAGGCUGUGGAAGAUUUGCAGCAGGAGAUCAACGCCCAGUCCCUGGAGAAGGUGCAGCAGUAUUACCGCAAGCUCAGGGCAUUUUACCUGGAACGGUCUAACCUGCCUACGGAUGCCAGCACAACAGCGGUGAAGAUAGACCAGCUGAUACGCCCCAUCAAUGCCCUGGAUGAGCUCUGCCGCCUCAUGAAGUCCUUCGUCCACCCUAAACCUGGUGCCAGUGGGAGCCUGGGCGCCGGCCUCAUCCCCAUCUCCUCGGAGCUCUGCUACCGCCUGGGCGCUUGCCAGAUCGCCAUGUGUGGCACGGGCAUGCAGAGGAGCACCCUGAGUGUCUCCCUGGAGCAGGCGGCCAUCUUGGCACGGAGCCACGGGCUGUUGCCCAAGUGCAUCAUGCAGGCCACGGACAUCAUGCGGAAGCAGGGACCCAGGGUGGAGAUUCUGGCCAAAAACCUCCGAGUCAAGGAUCAGAUGCCCCAGGGUGCACCGCGGCUUUACCGCCUCUGCCAGCCUCCGGUGGACGGAGACCUCUGAACGUGCAGACAGGUGCCAGGUGCUCGGCUGCGUCCCCCCCCGGAGCUGGGCUUUGGGAGGCCACAGGGGGCCGCGCCGGCCUUCUGCAGAGCCGGCUGCGACGCUCCUUCCUGCUCCAGGAUCCGUCAGCCUGCGUCUUCACCUCCUGUGUGGACAGGCGGAGCCCCCGCUCUCCGAUGAGCCGGCCGGUCGGCCCUGGGCCGGCACGUUCUCCACGCUUGUGCCAGAAGCCCGAGGGGGUGCCGGGGACCCACGGAGCUCACUGACGGGUGCAGCCAGGACCUGGGCUCCUGCCCACAAGUCCCCGGGACACGGAGGGGGGAUGUCACGGGUGCUGUAGCUGGAGGCCUGCGCACCCAGCUCCCUCAGGGUGGUUCAACCUGCACUUUUGAAACCCCUGGUUUCCUUCUAAGUCCACAUUCCAGGCGACACGCGGUGUCUCCUCCUCCUCCUCACCUUAGCUGCCAGUUCACCCCUAACCCUGUACUAACCUGCUCGGUGGACUGGGAGAAGCCGGGCCUCUGCCAGGAAAGACAGAGGGAUGGGGCACACCACCUGUCACCAAGAGGAUACUCCAGAGCCACACCAGCUUCUGACAUCACCGCCAUUGGAACUCGAGCCACCAGUCCUGGGCGCGAGAUUUGCUCCGACUUUAUUUAUAUGGCGUGAACUCUCUAUGGUUUGUUUUGGGGUUUUUAUGUUGUUGGUGUCGUCGAGAUUUUUUUUUUUUCUGGGUUGUGUAAUUAUAUAUUUGACAUUUUAAAUCUCAAAGAAAGGUAUAUUGUCUAACAGGGGACCAACAUAAGGUAGUGUUGAUGACUUUUCCCACUUCUACUAAAAGAGAAAACUAAAUUAUUGAAAAUCCAACAAAUGUCAGUAUUUCAUCUUUUUUAAUAUUAGGGUCUUAAGGUAUCACUCACAGGUGUUGGCUAGGAUCCCUUCCCCCUCGCCCCCCGCCUCAGUUCUCCAGCAGCCGGUCAAUAUUAGCUUGAAUUACUCUGCUCCCUUUCGGCCUGGCCGUGAGGGUUUGAGAGGCAGGUGGACCAGGGCUGGGGGUGGGAGGGGGUUGAAGCGCCCACUUGAGAUGCUGUCCCGCACAGGUGUCUGUCCUGCAGGUAGGAGGGCCCCUGGGAAACGCUGGGUGGUGGCUUCUGUAACUUAUUAUUAUUAUUAUUUUUUGAUGUUAGCUCAGAGCAGGGCACUUGGGAUUUCUCAGCCAGCCAGAGAGACAGGAAGUCACCCUGCCCGCCUCCUGGGCACAGGGACCCACACUGGGGCCUCCUCAGCAGUUUGUCCCCUCUAGCUUGUGUGUGCCAGCAGGGAGAAACCCCAGCCGAGGUAGAAGGGAGGGGAUAUCUAUAAUCCACCCUUGUGUGGUGGGUGAGGUCAGGUCUGGGUUGCCCACUGCCCCUGAGACUUGAAGCCCCACCAGCAUCUUGGCCCCCUGGGCCUCCGGGGACCACCCUCCAUCACUUGCCACUGUGGCCGAGAUGGCAAGACGUGGGCUUGUGGCUGGACCCAGGUGGCAGGGACACAAAUGAAGACCCGCUUUAGCCCCCUGGUGGGAAAUGGAGAGGGGCCCCUGAGGGCAAGGGCGUUGUGCACUGGUUUACUUUAAAAUGUACAGAUCUUCUCAUUAAAGUCAUGAUAGAUUUUUUUAUUAUUAUUAAAAGUCAGUUUAUAAUACAAA
Messenger RNA from Lynx canadensis (Canada lynx), 4094 nucleotides. RefSeq names its product phosphatidylinositol-3,4,5-trisphosphate dependent Rac exchange factor 1 (gene PREX1). Gene Ontology annotation, molecular function: guanyl-nucleotide exchange factor activity. Lineage: Eukaryota; Metazoa; Chordata; Mammalia; Carnivora; Felidae. Gene Ontology annotation, biological process: intracellular signal transduction. The coding region runs from base 116 to 2404 and encodes 762 amino acids. The transcript has 16 exons. The record is from RefSeq and is a predicted model, not a curated record.